ACAGGGAGGUGGCGGGCAGAAGUACGCUGCCAUCUCCAGAGGCCAGGCCAGAGGGACAGUCGGGCUGGGAGGGUCGGGUCAGAACCCAGCACAAUCAUGUCUCGGAGAAGAAACCGCUGGUCCUGGUCCUUCCACCGUCGUAGGCAGCACUCCCUCUCCCGCUCCACCAGAGCCGAGCUGCAGUUCCCCGUGAGCCGCCUGGACCGCCUCCUGAGACUGGGUCCCAAUGCCCAGCGCCUGAGCUCUUCCACCCCCAUCUUCCUGGCCGGCAUCCUCGAGUACCUGACGGCCCACAUCCUGGACCUGGCGGGCGUGGAGGCCCGCAGCAGCCACGAUGUGCGCAUCACCCCCGAGCACGUGCAGAGGGCGCUGGACAACCACGAGUACCUCAGCCGCCUCUUCCAGCCGGGUGCCUUCCCUCGGGUCUCCGCGAUGCCCGUGCCCGAGGACAGGUUGUGAUGCCCACGUCCCAGGGCCCAGCCAGGCCUCAGUAGCAGCCUCAACUCACCUCCAAACUACCCACAGAUGAGGGAGGCCUGAA
This is a messenger RNA of Vicugna pacos (alpaca), 541 nucleotides long. Its product is annotated as histone H2A-Bbd type 1-like. Gene Ontology annotation, molecular function: protein heterodimerization activity; structural constituent of chromatin; DNA binding. Gene Ontology annotation, cellular component: nucleosome. NCBI's taxonomy places the organism in Eukaryota, Metazoa, Chordata, Mammalia, Artiodactyla, Camelidae. The record is from RefSeq and is a predicted model, not a curated record.